AUGGACGAGGACCAGGGACCAUCGCAAAUCGUCCCGGAGACGUCUCCCAAGAGGACAAUGGGACACCGCCUCCGCGGCGCCAAGAACCGCUUCUUCACCAAAGACGGCCUCGUUGGUGAUUACGACUACGCCUUCCUGUUCCGCCCAAACCUACCCUUCAUGAGGAAGAGCCUGAGAGCCGCCCCCUUCUUCGGCCUCAACGACCGCAUGCCCACACUACUAGCCCUACUAUUGGGCUUUCAGCAUGCCCUCGCUAUGUUGGCCGGCAUCAUCACGCCUCCCAUCCUUCUGAGCGGUGCCGCCGGCGCCAACCUGACUGGCGAGAUGCAACAGUACCUCGUGUCGACGGCUCUCAUCGUCUCGGGCCUGCUGUCCACCAUCCAGAUCACCAGGUUCCACGUCCCCAAGACUUCCUACUACGUCGGCACCGGCUUGAUCUCCGUCGUCGGCAUCUCCUUUGCCAUCAUUCCUGUCGCCCAGGGCGCUCUCGCCCAGAUGUAUGCCAACGGCUUCUGCCCAACAGACGCCGACGGGAACAAGCUCCCUUGUCCCGAUGGCUACGGAGCCAUCAUCGGCUCCAGCGCUCUCUGCGCCCUCAUUGAAAUUGCCAUCUCUUUCAUGCCGCCCAAGGUCAUGCUGCGUGUCUUCCCCCCCAUUGUGACCGGCCCGACUGUCAUGCUCAUCGGCAUCCACCUCGUCGAGAGCGGCUUCCAGAACUGGAUGGGCGGCUCCGGCCCCUGCGCAAACCCGACCACCGACUUCUUUGCCCGAUGCCCCAACAUCGCCGCCCCUCAUGCUCUUCCCUGGGGCUCUGCAGAGUACCUGGGUUUGGGGUUCUCCGUCUUCAUCACCAUCAUCCUCUGCGAGCGCUUCGGCGCCCCGAUUAUGAAGUCGACCUCUGUCGUCAUCGGUCUGCUUGUUGGAUGCAUCAUCGCCGCCGCCUGCGGGUACUUUGAUCGCUCCGGUAUUGACAGCGCCCCCGCCGUUUCCUUCGUCUGGGUACACACAUUCAAGCUCACUCUUUACGGUCCACUCAUCCUAGCUGUCGAGCUGACCACACUCGAAAGACCUUUGCUCGCAGUGUACAUCAUCUGCGCCACCGAGGCCAUCGGGGACAUCACGGCCACCUGUGAUGUCUCCCGUCUCGAGGUCGAGGGUCGUCUCUUCGAGUCACGCAUCCAGGGCGGUGUGCUGGCCGAUGGCAUCAACGGUGUUCUCGCCGCUCUCAUGACCAUUACGCCCAUGACCACCUUCGCCCAAAACAACGGUGUCAUUGCCCUCACUCGCUGCGCCAACCGUAGCGCUGGCUACUGCUGCUGCUUCUUCCUCGUCAUUAUGGGCAUCUUCGCCAAGUUUGCCGCUUCGCUCGUUGCCAUCCCCUCCUCCGUCUUGGGCGGCAUGACCUCCUUCCUCUUCACCGCCGUGGCCGUCUCCGGCAUGGCCAUCAUUACGAAGGGCGUGCCCUUCAACCGCCGCAACCGCUUCAUCCUCACCGCCGGCCUGACGCUCGGUUACGGCGCCACGCUCGUGCCGACCUACUUCGACAACGUCUUUACCUACGCCGGCGACAACCGCGGUCUCCGAGGCUUCCUCGAUGCCAUCGUGCUUAUCAUGGAGACGGGCUUCGCCAUCACGGCCUUUGUCUGCAUGCUCCUCAACCUCGUCCUCGCCGAGGAGAUUGAGGAUACCGAGGGCCAUGACGUUGUCCCCAUCGCCGGCAGUACCCCGUCCAAGGAAGCCAAUGGCGCAGACAGUGCCCGCGGGGCGGAUUCUGAGGACAUUCAGCCUGUUGGACACAUUGGCGGUGCCAAGGGCGACGAGAAGCUGUCUUGA
Colletotrichum higginsianum IMI 349063 is the source of this 1833-nucleotide messenger RNA. RefSeq names its product Uracil-xanthine permease. Bases 1 to 1833 code for a protein of 610 amino acids. Gene Ontology annotation, biological process: xanthine transport; transmembrane transport. NCBI's taxonomy places the organism in Eukaryota, Fungi, Ascomycota, Sordariomycetes, Glomerellales, Glomerellaceae. The record is from RefSeq and is a predicted model, not a curated record. Gene Ontology annotation, molecular function: xanthine transmembrane transporter activity. The transcript is spliced from 8 exons. Gene Ontology annotation, cellular component: membrane; fungal-type vacuole.